AUGCAGAGUUUUCAAAUAAAAAGAAAAAUAUAGCUUAUUAAAUAUAAUUUAUUUUUUGCAUCUGAAACAUCUUUUUGUGUGGAUUUAGAUUAAUAUAUUAGGCAAGAGAAGAUAGCAAUAAAAUUAAAUAAAAAAAUAACACUCUAGUAACUUUUACAAAGAGAAUAAAAAUAGUACAUAGGUUAUUGUCAAGAUAUGGAAAUAGAAUAAUUAAGACCAUACUAAGUGGAUUAUGAUAAAUUCAAGACCCACUUCGAGUUUAUCGAGAAUGGCACAAGUAUAGCAUUUGGAGAUUAUAAAGUAAUGAAAAAUGUAGAAACUGGGCAAUUAGUCUUAAUUAAGCCUUAGGAAACCAACUCUUUACAAGAGACUGAAGAACUUUUAACCACUAUUCAAGAUAUCAAUAUUAGACUUAAUUAGUGUCCUUACUUCCUUUAGUUUUUAGGCUUUACUGAAGUUCCUCCUGAGGAUCGUAUUACAGAACUAAAUUCUUCAGGUCGUAAAUUAAACUAAAGUGUAGAUUAAAAUUUGAUAUACUUAGUUUUCGAGUAUUUUAAAGAUACAAUUGAAUAACUUUGGCCAACCAUUUCCCGUUCAGGAGAAGAAAAAGUUGAAGAAUUAUUAAAGCGAUUGUCUGUUUCUAUGACUUAGAGUUUCGCAACUUUAGAACUGAUAGGACAAGCUCAUACAGAUGUCUCUUUAUAGAAUAUAAUAUGCUAUAAAAGCGAGACUGAUGGAUUACAUCAUUUUAAAUUAAUAUAUUCUUAAUAUACAACCUCAGCUUUCAGACAGGUUAUGGAUUUUCAAUAAAAUUAAAGCAAUUACUUUUUGGCUCCAGAAAUAAGAGAAAAAUUAGAUAGCAAAGUUAGAUCAUCAACAGGGUUAGACCCAUAAAAGAUUGAUGUAUACGCUUUUGGAUAGAUGGUUUUAUUUUUAGCUAAUUUUAAAGAUGAAUCAUUAGAUAUGAAUAUGAAACAAAACUUAAGAGAUCCUGCAUUUAUAACAAAAUUGCUUAGCUUCGUUAAGAAUAAUUAUUCACAUGAGUUUUAUUACUUAAUUAACUAGAUGAUAGAUAAUGACAAUCAUAAGCGUCCAACAUUCUAGAUGAUUUCUUUUAGACUAUAGCAUAUUAACUUUUAUAAAACUGCUGACGACCGUAAUUGGGGAACAAAUUAUUCUAAUUAGGGUAACGGAAGUAAUAGUAAAGUAAUUAGCCCUUAGCUUCAAAGUUAGUUAAAUCAUUUAGAGAAAAAGCCUUUAAUAGAGCGUGCUCAAGAAAUUAGAUAGGAAAUUUUCUCUACAAAAAGAAAUUUAAAUGGCGAAAAUAAUCAUUUACCUUAUCGUAGACAUGAUAGAAGCGUAUCCCAUAACUAGAAUAUCAGUAAUUAUAAUGGUGCCAGUAAAUAUGGAAACGGUUCUCAAAUUUCUUAUUUCACACCUGGUAGAUUAAAUCAUCAGAAAAAAACGAGCAAUCAAUUAACUCCUGGAAGUCAGUAAAGAUUCAGUUACAGUCCUGUAAGUCAUAGUCCUUAUCAACGUAGAAUAAAUAAUGUUUCUGUUCAUCCUAAUUAAGCAGGCAGCAAUAUCUACCAAAGCCAAUAUGGUCAUGGAUUUCGUACUGAUAAUUAGUCUAAUUAUAGUCGUUAAUCUCCUUAUAAUAACUAAAGCAAGAGUAAAAUGUAUAAUUAAGAACUUUACAACUAGGAAUUCUUUGAGAAGAUGUUGUAGGAAUUAGAAAAAAGCUUGAUAAUAGAUGAUAAUUUAAAUUUAAAGACUGACGUAGUGCGUAAAGAAUACCAAGAUGGAUCUGUCUAUAUUGGAGAAAUAGGAUUUAAUGAAUUGGGAUAAGAAGUCAGAUAAGGAAAAGGUAUAUAUUAUUAUAAAAAUUUUGACGGUAAUAAAAUAUACACCUAGCUUAUUCCUUUAUCUUAGUUCGGGGAAGUUUAUGCUGGGGAUUGGAAAAAUAAUUUAUUUGAUGGAAAUGGUGUUUAUUUGUUCUCUUCUGGGGAGCGUUAUGAAGGGCAACUCCAAGAGGGUUAGAAAAGUGGUAAAGGUACUUAUUUCUACUCUAAUGGAAACUAAUAUGAAGGCGACUGGUACGAUGACAUGAAGAAUGGGUAUGGACAUUUUUACUUUAAUAACAUCGGAGAAAGAUACGAAGGUGAAUUUUAAAAUGGUUAACGUCAUGGUCAUGGCACAUAUGUUUUUUCAAAUGGAGAUAUAUUUAUUGGAUAAUGGUAUUUUGGUGAAAAAAAUGGAAAAGGAGAAGUAUAAUUUGUUGAUGGAUCUAAGUUUGAAGGAGAGUGGAAAGCAAACUAACCUAAUGGUUAUGGCAAAAUGUUAUACCAAAAUGGUGAUAUUUAUGAAGGAAAUUUCACAUGUGGUAUCAAAGAAGGAGAAGGAAUAUACAUCCACAAAAUGGCAAAUUCCAAGUAUUAAGGAACUUUUAAAGUAGAUGAGCCAUAAGGAUAUGGUUAAUUCCUUUAUGCUAACAAUGAUGUGUAUGAAGGUGAAAUUAAAAGUGGGUAAAGACAUGGAAGAGGAGUUUACACUUAUAUUAAUGGUGAUAAAUAUGAAGGAGAGUGGAAGUUUGACAAAAAAAGUGGAUAUGGUGUCUUUUCUUUUUCUGAUGGUUCUUUGUAUGAAGGAUAAUGGAGUAUGGGACAGAUAAAAGGUCAAGGCUAAAUGCAAUAUGGCAACGGAGACUAUUAUAAGGGAGAAUGGCUAAAAGAUAAAAAGCACGGAAAGGGAUACUAUAAAUGGGCCACAGGCGACUCUUACAAAGGAGACUGGAGAAAUGAUAAAAUGAAUGGUAAAGGUAUUUUCAUUUCUAGAACAGGUCAAACCUUCUCUGGAAUGUGGAAUGAUAAUAAAUUGGUUGCUAAGAUUUGA
Molecule: messenger RNA, 2892 nt
Organism: Tetrahymena thermophila SB210
Lineage: Eukaryota; Ciliophora; Oligohymenophorea; Hymenostomatida; Tetrahymenidae
Product: MORN motif protein
Exons: 8
Biological process (GO): protein phosphorylation
Molecular function (GO): ATP binding; protein kinase activity
Source: RefSeq, a predicted model, not a curated record